UGCAAAUGGCCGAUUUUGACACAUUUUUAAUCUUCUGUUUAUUAAAAUAAAAUGGUUUAAAAAUUGCACAAGUAGCAAUGGUGAAGAAUAUACGGCUGUAAUUCAUUUCGCUGCUUAUGAAAGUACAUUCGCUAAUUUAAUAAGGUCUCUAUGAAGAAAUAUAUCGGUCUUUAACAAAAUAGUGUGGAAUGAAAGCAGAGUAGGAAUAUGGCAGACGUUGAUUCUGUGAACAGUGAUGGCACGGAAGCAACUUCUGCAAGUAAGGAUAAGUUAUUUGACCCGUCGGUUGAUAUGCUAGUAAAUGAUUUUGAUGACGAAAGAACACUAGAGGAAGAAGAAACGCUAGCGGCUGGAGAAUCCGAAGAUCCCAGCGCCGAGCUUAGUAGCUUACAGAAGGAGAGUAAUAUGCCUUUGGAAGAGCUGCUGGCUUUGUACCGAUAUAGGGAGAUGCAGGAGAAUGAUAGUCCGAUCGAUGAAGAUACUGAGGAGCCUUCGGAAGCCAUGGAGGAGCAGGAGAGCGAACUGGACGCGCAGGAGCAAACCAGCAAAUUGAGAGCCUUGUAUGACACGAUACCCGAUAACGACCCCGACGCCUCGCGACUGUUACGAUCAGUUUCACGUGUUAGUGAGGAAGAGGAUGAGGAUUACGAUUAUAGUCCCGACGAAGAUGAAUGGAGAAAGGUCAAUAAGACGAUAAUGGUUGGUAGCGAUUACCAAGCAGUGAUACCAGAAGGUUUGAGUAACUACGACGACGCCUUGCCCUACGAGAACGAAGACAAGCUCUUAUGGGAUCCUAAUCCGUUAGAGAAAAAUGUGAUCGAAAACUAUUUGAAAAAGGCCGCCACUCUUGCCAAGCCUCCCAUUCCUUUGGGCACGCAAAUGCGUGAUGACGAGCAGGUGUUGUACUUGCUGCAGCAGUGCGGCCACAACGUCGACGAGGCCUUACGAAGGAUACGCAUUAAUGUCAUUCCCAAUUCUGAUACGAUGAGUCUUUGGUCGGAAGAGGAGUGUAAGAAUUUCGAAUCGGGCGUGCGGUGCUUUGGAAAAAAUUUUCACUUGAUUCAACAGAAUAAGGUGCGAACACGGUCCGUGGGCGAGCUGGUCCAAUUCUACUACCUGUGGAAGAAGUCGGAGCGUCACGACAUUUUCGCGAACAAAAUAAGGCUGGAGAAGAAAAAGUACACGUUGCAUCCCGGUCUGACCGAUUUCAUGGACCGUUUCUUGGAGGACCAGGACGGUAGAGACCGAAGCUCCUCGCCGAAUGUACAGUACAGCGGGACCGAUAACAAGAAGCCCACGGAUAUGGUACAAACGAAUCAAAAGCCUCCGCCCGAGGCGUAGUUUAUCGUUUUCUUUAUGUUAUUAUCGAGAGACAGUAUUCUAUGUUUUGUCUUCGUAUUUUUCUAUUUGCUAUUUUAUGUUUCGUCUUGUUCUUUUGUAUUUUUUUUGACGUAAUAUGUGUUAAGAGUGUGUUUGUGUCAUUUGUAGGUUUCUUGCGGGAGAGAACGAAUCGACAAUAAUGUACAGGGUGAAAUUUAAAUUAUUUUUAGUUCGAUAUGUUCAUCAAGCGGAUGGGUUACAUUCCUGAUUAAUUGCUUAAACUAACAUUUACUGUAAAACUUCCCGGUGCUACGUACGAAUCGGUUUGAUUAUAGAUUCAAGGAGGUACUAUUAGGAAUAGUGAUUUAGUUAGCUUUUUAGUGUCGUGUACUGGUUGACUAUAGAAUUUAUCUUUUGUUACUGCGAUUUAAAAAAAUUUAUUUAGUUUUUCGAAGUUGGUAUAAUUUUUUUGCCAAUUUUUCUCAGGUAGGUCGUAAUGAUGGGAAAUUACAAGAAACUAGAAUGGCGAAAACACUCUUAAAAUCGAAUAGAAUUAUUUUUACACUUGGUUGUAAGAUUCAUAUAUUUAUUGUUACAAAUAAAUAAAAUAAAGGUAUAUUUUUUCAUAAA
Photinus pyralis (common eastern firefly) is the source of this 1950-nucleotide messenger RNA. Its product is annotated as mesoderm induction early response protein 1. The record is from RefSeq and is a predicted model, not a curated record. Bases 208 to 1341 code for a protein of 377 amino acids. Gene Ontology annotation, cellular component: nucleoplasm. Gene Ontology annotation, molecular function: histone deacetylase binding; transcription corepressor activity. The transcript has 6 exons. Lineage: Eukaryota; Metazoa; Arthropoda; Insecta; Coleoptera; Lampyridae. Gene Ontology annotation, biological process: negative regulation of transcription by RNA polymerase II.